This is a messenger RNA of Rosa rugosa (rugosa rose), 2148 nucleotides long. RefSeq lists its product as uncharacterized. Bases 88 to 1938 code for a protein of 616 amino acids. The transcript is spliced from 10 exons. Lineage: Eukaryota; Viridiplantae; Streptophyta; Magnoliopsida; Rosales; Rosaceae. Gene Ontology annotation, molecular function: hydrolase activity. The record is from RefSeq and is a predicted model, not a curated record.
CAGUCCCAAACUCCUACUUGUACUCCAUUGUAGAAACUGAGCUCAGCGUACCCGUCUCUCUCUUGUUCUCUGAACUCUGUGUCAGAAAUGAACCAGAUUCACCACAAGUACGUAACCGUACAAGGCCUGAAGCUCCAUGUCGCCGACAUCGGAACAGGUCCCAACGUGGUCGUGUUCCUGCAUGGUUUCCCGGAGAUAUGGUAUUCCUGGCGCCACCAGAUGAUCGCCGUAGCCGACGCCGGUUUCCGGGCCAUCGCUCCUGACUACCGCGGAUACGGACUAUCCGACCCGCCUCCCCAACCCGAGAAGACCUCCUCCCAUGACCUCAUCAAUGACCUUAUUGGAAUUCUUGAUGCUUUGGGUAUUCCUAAGGUUUUCCUCAUCGGAAAAGAUUUUGGAGCUAGACCGGUAUACUUGUUUGCCCUUCUGCACCCAGAAAAGGUGUUGGGAGUUGUAACAAUGGGAGUUCCAUACAGGCCACCAUCAACUCGUUCCCCAUAUGAUAAAGAUCUCCCUGAAGGUUUCUACAUCAAUAGAUGGCGGGAACCUGGCAGGGCUGAAGCUGAUUUUGGACGCCUUGAUGCAAAAACAGUUGUUAGGAAUGUUUACAUCCUUUUCUCAAGAAGCGAACUACCAAUAGCUGCUGAGAACCAGGAGAUCAUGGACUUGGUGGACUCGUCCACACCUCUUCCCCCUUGGUUUACUGAGGAAGAUCUUGAAGCAUAUGGAAAGCUGUAUGAGAAAUCAGGUUUCCGAACUGCCUUGCAAAUGCCAUAUAGGAAAUCCAUAGACGACUUGGGCACAACCGAAUCAAUCGUUAGAGUUCCAGUGCUGUUUUUAAUGGGAGAGAAGGAUUAUUUCUUGAAAUUUCCAGGGAUAGAACAUUACAUAAACAGUGGAAAGUUAAACGAGUUUGUCCCCGAUUUGGAGAUUGUAUCUCUGCCGGAAGGAACACAUUUUGUUCAAGAACAAUCACCUAAACAGUUGUACCAGAAAAUGGACCAGAUUCAGCACAAGUACGUAACCGUACAUGGCCUGAACCUCCACGUCGCCGACUUCGGAACCGGUCCCAAUGUGGUCGUGUUCCUGCACGGAUUCCCAGAAAUCUGGUACUCGUGGCGCCACCAGAUGGUCGCCGUGGCCAAUGCCGGGUUCCGGGCCAUCGCGCCCGACUACCGCGGGUACGGACUCUCCGACCCACCACCCAAACCGGAGAAGACCACCUUCCAUGACCUCAUCAAUGACCUCCUUGGAAUUCUCGAUGCUCUGGCCAUUCCCAAGGUUUUCCUCAUUGCGAAAGAUUUUGGAGCCCGGCCGGCAUACUUGUUUGCCCUUCUGCACCCAGAAAGGGUCUCGGGAGUUGUAACAAUGGGAGUUCCAUACACACCACCAACAAGUCGUCCCCAAUACGAGAAUUCCCUCCCUGAAGGUUUUUACAUCAACAGAUGGCAAGAACCUGGCCGGGCAGAAGCUGAUUUUGGACGCCUUGAUGCAAAAGCAGUUGUUCGGAAUAUUUACAUCCUUUUCGCAAGAAGUGAACUACCAAUAGCUGCAGAAAACCAGGAGAUCAUGGACUUGGUGGACUCGUCUACACCUCUUCCCCCAUGGUUUACUGAGGAAGAUCUUGAAGCAUAUGGAAAGUUGUACGAGAAAUCAGGUUUCCGAACCGCACUGCAAGUUCCAUAUAGGGUGAUUAAAGAAGAUUUGGGCAUAACCAAUGAUCCAACUGUUAAAGUUCCAGUGCUGAAUAUAAUGGGAAACAAGGAUUAUGUAUUCAAAUUUCCAGGGAUGGCAGAUUACAUAAACAGUGGAAUGUUGAAAGAGUUUGUCCCCGAUCUGGAGAUUGUAUUUCUCCCUGAAGGAACUCAUUUUGUUCAAGAACAAUUGCCUGAACAGAUUAAUGAGCUCAUCCUCACCUUCCUUGGAAAGCACAUUUGAUUGGUGAUGCUUCUAUGAUCAUUACCAGACAUAAAAUUGUCCAAGGUUCCAGAGAGAAGAUGAGGAUAGGGAAGGAUACCAACUUCCUACUUCUGUUGUGACAUGUAACUUUUCGAGUUUCUCUGAUACUGAAUUAAGGCAAUUCUGCCAUGAUCAGAUUCCAUAAAUGUUAGACAGGCAUUUUCCUUAAACUGCACUCUUUUUCACUUA